AUCACCAUAUAUGGUAAUAUAUCGCUUUCGUAAAAAGGUACAAAGAAGAGGAAGACCGGUUAAUAAAACUAAUGUGAAAUAUAAAGUCUUCCCAGUCAAUUGUUGUGACAGUUAUAGAAAGGUUGUUACAAGGUAAAGAAUAAAUCUGAAAUGGACGAUGAAGAUGUAGCAGCUUUGGUAAUUGACAAUGGAUCAGGAAUGUGUAAAGCUGGAUUUGCAGGAGAUGAUGCUCCAAGAGCUGUUUUUCCAUCAAUUGUUGGAAGACCCAGACAUCAGGGUGUAAUGGUUGGUAUGGGACAAAAAGACAGUUACGUCGGAGACGAAGCCCAAAGCAAAAGAGGAAUCCUUACACUGAAAUACCCUAUUGAACAUGGAAUUGUCACAAACUGGGAUGAUAUGGAGAAAAUCUGGCAUCACACCUUCUACAACGAACUUCGUGUUGCACCAGAAGAACACCCCGUUUUACUGACAGAAGCUCCACUCAACCCUAAAGCCAACAGAGAAAAAAUGACCCAGAUCAUGUUUGAAACGUUCAACUCCCCAGCUAUGUACGUUGCUAUUCAGGCCGUUUUGUCUUUAUAUGCUUCUGGUCGUACAACUGGUAUUGUGUUGGAUUCUGGUGAUGGUGUAUCCCACACUGUACCCAUCUACGAAGGUUAUGCCCUUCCUCAUGCUAUUAUGAGGUUAGAUCUUGCCGGACGGGACCUCACAGACUAUCUGAUGAAAAUUCUAACAGAACGUGGAUAUUCUUUCACGACAACAGCCGAAAGAGAAAUCGUAAGAGACAUUAAAGAAAAAUUGUGCUAUGUAGCAUUAGACUUCGAGCAAGAAAUGCAAACAGCUGCAUCAUCAUCAUCAUUAGAGAAAAGUUAUGAAUUACCUGACGGACAGGUUAUUACAAUCGGAAAUGAAAGAUUCAGAUGUCCAGAGGCCAUGUUACAACCCUCCUUUUUGGGCAUGGAAUCCUCAGGUUUACAUGAAACAACUUACAACAGUAUCAUGAAGUGUGAUGUUGAUAUCCCUAUGUACGUUGCUAUUCAAGCCGUUUUGUCUUUAUACGCUUCUGGUCGUACAACUGGUAUUGUGAUGGACUCUGGUGAUGGUGUAUCCCACACUGUACCCAUCUACGAGGGUUAUGCCCUUCCUCAUGCUAUUAUGAGGUUGGAUCUUGCCGGACGUGACCUUACAGACUAUUUGAUGAAAAUACUGACUGAACGUGGAUAUUCUUUCACAACCACAGCCGAAAGAGAAAUCGUUAGAGACAUUAAAGAAAAAUUGUGCUAUGUAGCAUUAGACUUUGAACAAGAAAUGUCCACAGCUGCAUCAUCAUCAUCAUUAGAGAAAAGCUACGAAUUACCUGACGGACAAGUUAUCACAAUCGGCAAUGAAAGAUUCAGGUGUCCAGAGGCCAUGUUUCAACCAUCUUUCUUAGGAAUGGAAUCAUCAGGUAUCCAUGAAACAACAUUCAACAGUAUCAUGAAAUGUGAUGUCGAUAUUCGUAAAGACUUGUAUGCUAAUACCGUAUUAUCUGGUGGUUCAACCAUGUAUCCAGGUAUUGCUGACCGUAUGCAGAAAGAAAUAACAGCGCUUGCUCCACCAACAAUGAAAAUCAAGAUAAUUGCUCCACCAGAAAGGAAAUAUUCCGUAUGGAUUGGUGGUUCCAUCUUGGCAUCACUUUCCACCUUUCAACAGAUGUGGAUCAGCAAACAGGAAUACGACGAGGCAGGUCCAUCCAUCGUUCACAGAAAAUGCUUUUAAACGUCAACAAAUCGUUCUCCAAACUAAGUUUUAUUGUGUCAAUAUGUUGUGCCGAAGACAGCAUAUUCUUGAGUCAAGGUUUAAAUGCUUCACUGUGAUUAUCUUUAAUUUUUGUAAAGAUCCAUGAUUACGCAGAAACCAAAACCCGAUGCUUAAUCCAAAUCAUUUAUACUGCUUUAAUGUUCGUUCUUGAACACAAAUAAAACUGUUGAAUUGCA
Messenger RNA from Mytilus trossulus (common blue mussel), 1976 nucleotides. RefSeq names its product actin-like. The record is from RefSeq and is a predicted model, not a curated record. The coding region runs from base 151 to 1758 and encodes 535 amino acids. The transcript has 3 exons. Lineage: Eukaryota; Metazoa; Mollusca; Bivalvia; Mytilida; Mytilidae.